Molecule: messenger RNA, 1107 nt
Organism: Coregonus clupeaformis (lake whitefish)
Lineage: Eukaryota; Metazoa; Chordata; Actinopteri; Salmoniformes; Salmonidae
Product: dehydrogenase/reductase SDR family member 4
Exons: 9
Coding region: 105-953 (282 amino acids)
Molecular function (GO): carbonyl reductase (NADPH) activity
Source: RefSeq, a predicted model, not a curated record
CCAGGGUAGGACUUUUAUUUUGGAAAAAUGCCGGAAACGCUGUGUCUCUCGUCUUUAAACUCGUGUUUUUGUCACUGGACUGAACGGACUCAAAAACAGAGGUAAUGCUGAGGUGUCUUGUUAGCAGGUGCCUUUUGACCAAUCCUGUCGCAGGUCAAACAAGAAAGAUGUCAGGAGUCAGUCUCGCUGGGUCUCAAAGCAGUCUUGCAGGGAAGGUUGCCAUAGUCACUGCCUCCACAGAUGGAAUCGGUUUGGCUGCAGCCCAGGCUCUAGGGCAGAGAGGGGCUCACGUUGUGGUGAGUAGCAGACGCCAGUCAAAUGUCGACAAGGCCGUGGCACUACUGCAGAGUGAGAAGAUACAAGUGACCGGGACGACUUGCAACGUUGGGAAUAGUGAAGACAGAGCUAGACUGGUUAACAUGACAGUGGAACAGUGUGGUGGUGUGGACAUCUUUGUUUCGAACGCAGCAGUCAACCCUUUCUUUGGAAACAUUAUGGACUCUACAGAAGCAGUCUGGGAUAAGAUCCUGGAUGUGAAUGUAAAGUCGGCCUUUCUUAUGACCCAAUUGGUGGUGCCUCACUUGGAGAAGAGGGGGGGUGGGAGUGUUGUGUUCGUGUCCUCUGUCGCUGGGUACCAGCCAAUGCAGGCCCUGGGCCCUUAUAGCGUGAGUAAGACGGCCCUGUUGGGACUAACUAGAGCCCUGGCCCCUGAACUGGCCCAGUGCCACAUCCGGGUCAACUGUGUGGCCCCCGGCGUCAUCAAGACCACCUUCAGCCAAGCAUUGUGGCAGGACGAAGACAUUGUGGACGAGUUCAAGAAGCAGCUUAGCAUUAAAAGGUUUGGCAAGCCAGAGGAGAUAGGUGGAGUAAUCGCUUUCCUGUGCUCGAAGGACGCGUCUUACAUCACUGGAGAGACAAUCACUGUGACUGGAGGGAUGAGCUGCAGACUGUGAGGCUGAUCGGCUGGAAAUUGUUAAUAGAAUCUGGCAACACUGACUGUGACACUCAAAGGAAACAAUGCUUUUGUAAUAUAAUAAUGGGCUGUAAGACAGGAAGAUUCACUAUACAUUUCAGAGUAAUUUCUUCCUCUCGAAGUCUAAUGACCUG